Panonychus citri (citrus red mite) is the source of this 4129-nucleotide messenger RNA. Its product is annotated as dual specificity protein phosphatase CDC14C-like. Lineage: Eukaryota; Metazoa; Arthropoda; Arachnida; Trombidiformes; Tetranychidae. Gene Ontology annotation, biological process: protein dephosphorylation; cilium assembly; positive regulation of cytokinesis. Gene Ontology annotation, cellular component: spindle pole; kinociliary basal body; mitotic spindle. Bases 721 to 2988 code for a protein of 755 amino acids. The transcript is spliced from 6 exons. The record is from RefSeq and is a predicted model, not a curated record. Gene Ontology annotation, molecular function: protein serine/threonine phosphatase activity; protein tyrosine/serine/threonine phosphatase activity.
AAAAAUUCAAUCCAACUUGAAACUCAAUUAAAUGAACAUUCAACUAUUUGCAAAUAAAUUCUAUUCAUGGGUUUGAAUGAAUUUAUCAACCUUUAACUGUUCACAAACUGUUCAACUAAAUAAUUGACAAUUUGGGGCAAAAAGUUAAUUGAAAAGUUUGAAUUUGUUUUAACCUUUUCUUCAAAUUAACGUUUGAUUUUGUACUUGACUUUAAUUUUCCAAAUGGAAGAAGAAAAAUUAUUUAAACAAGUAACUAUUCCUUUCCGUUUGGAAAAGUCGUUAAUUGUGAUUCCUCAAAUUAGGAUAAUAAGAAAAUCAAAAUUGUAUCUUAAUUGUUACUCGGAAAAUUACAUUGGCAUUUGUGAGAGAUGAUUAAUUUAUUAUUCUUUGAAGGAAUUUGCUUAGAAAUUGGGAUAAGAUUUGAGAAAAUUAUUCCUUUGAUCAACUAGUCUUUAGAUUGUUAGUUAAUUGUGAUCAAUUGUUUCAAGCUGAGAAUGAAAGUCACUUCAUGUCGCCACAUUCGUUGGUUGAACUUCGUUGGAGAGAAUAACCGAGGGCGUAACCCGCCUCGCGAAUUUCGAAUAACCGAUUUGGCGAAAAAAACGGUUUUGGAUUUUGAAUUUUGUUUGUAUUUUCUCAUUUUCUCUUUAUCUUCUCAUUUGUAAAUUAUUCUAAUUGGUUUAGAAAUUAAUUUUUAUCUCCAUCUUCAUCUUCAUCAUCAUGAGUUUUCUUGAAGAUAUUGUGAACAAUUUUAAUCGUUACAAAUUAACAGCAGAUGAGAAAUUAAAGAUUCCCGGUUUACUUCAAUUAACUUCCAUUGUCUCAGAUCGUCUUUAUUUUGCCACGGUCACCAACGGCUUCCCUCAUUUUAACCAAGAUAGUUUACCUUAUAUUGCCGUUAGUAAUGAUGAAUUUCAAUACAAGGGGUUCGAUAGAGAUUUUGGUCCCUUCAAUUUGGCAGUUGUCUAUUUAUUUUGUGAGAAAAUGUCCCGGAUAAUGGAUUCAUCUCCAUCUAAACCAAUAAUACAUUAUACAUAUGGUUCUGACGAAGAUAGAGUCAACUCAGCUUUUCUAAUUGGUUGCUAUGCUAUAAUUAAACUCGGUAUUGAUUGUAAUCAAGUGAUGAUUAAAUUAAGAAAAAAUAGUCCAGCUCGAUAUCGUACUUAUCGUGAUGCAUCUUACUCUUCAUGUGAUUUUGGUUUACCUUUACCUGAUUGUCUUAAAGCUAUACAAAAAGCAAUUAAAUCAAAAAUUUAUGAAUACUCUAAAUUUGAUUUAGCCGAAUAUCUUUUCUACGAAGAAGUUCGUAAUGGUGAUUUAAAUUGGAUUAUUCCCGGUAAAUUGAUUGCUUUCUGUGGACCAACAGAAGGUGGUCUUCUUUUACUUAGUAACGUUUUCAGUUACAGUCGACUUCCACCCGAAUAUUAUUUUAGCUAUUUUACCAAAAAUGGUGUCACAACGGUGGUUCGACUUAAUUCACCCGUUUAUAGUGGGAAAAUUUUCUCUGAAGUUGGAAUCCGUCAUAUUGAUCUUUACUUUGAUGAUGGAACUACUCCAGACUUAUCGAUUGUUGAUAAAUUUCUCGAAGUUUGUGAAGGUACUUCAGGAGUAGUCGCUGUUCAUUGUAAAGCUGGCCUUGGACGGACAGGAACUCUCAUUGCAUGUUAUCUAAUGAAACACUAUAAAUUCACGGCAGCUGAAGCAAUUGCAUGGAUCAGAAUAUGUCGACCAGGUUCAAUCAUUGGUCCUCAGCAACAAUGGCUGGUCACAAUGCAACCUCGUCUAUGGCUUGCUGGAAGUGCGAUUCAUGACUCGAAGCGUGAAAAGUCAAAGAAAAACGUUACCAAUGGAGGAGAUACUAUUAUAAAUGAGAAAGAAAAAGAUAAAAAAUCUGAUAGUCUUUCCAAAAUUACCUGUGAAUUUAAACGAAUUGAAAUACGUGAUGGAGCAAAUAAAUCUAAAUCGUCAGAAAAAUUAACAACUUCAACAAAAAGCACAAACUCAAAGGAUAGUAUCAAAUCAGAUCAGUCGAUUAAACUGAAAAGUGGUCGUCCAGAUACUCGAAGUAAUCGUCAACCUAAUUCAUUAUCAACAUCAUCUUCUACUUCCUCAUCAUCAACAACUUCAGCCUUGUCAUCAAACAACAACAACAACAACAACAACAACGACAAUAACAAUGAUGAGAGUAUGAAUAACAGUAACACUGAAACACAAGGUGAUCGUUUGAAUAGACUUAAAUUGAAUAGAUCAGCAUCUCAACCCAAUGAAAGGAUAAUCCCAAUAAAGAUUGAAACUCGAGCUGAAUCUGCUAUGAAACACAACAACAACAACAACAAUAACAACAAUAAUAAUAUUAAUGAAAGUAUUAUUAUCAUCAAAAAUGAUCAUCGUCACAAUACUAAUGAUAAAAUUAGUAAAAAUAACAAUUCCAUAGAAAACAAAUAUUCCAGCCUAAAUAAUAACAUUUCAGGUCAACACCAUCAUUACAAUACUCGUUCAUGUGGACGAUCCAAUGGAACCUCUAAAUUAACAUUAUCAUCAUCAGAAUCGGCAUCUUCAUCACCUGCAAUUCGUAAAUCAUCUCGAACCUCAAAAGGUCUUGAUCUAUGGCGACAAGUUGUUCCUGUUCAUGAGGUUAUCUUUAAUCCACCCUCAUCAUCAUCUACUAAUCCAGUUAAUCUGAUUAACAAGAAAUUAAUUAAACCCGCUGCUAGAAUACUUCGUUCUCGAGGUCGUUCAUAUUCACCUAUGAGACAAGCUCGAGUUGGACCAACAAUUAAAACACGUUUAACAACUUUCUCUGAAUCAAUGAACACUAAUCAAUCCAAUUUCACUAACAAUCAACAAUAUUAUCAACAUUCUGAAUCAAUUUUCUCAAGACAAUCCUCAAAUAAUCAAACAUCGGCAUCAACCCAAAAAUCUUCCGUUAUCAUCACAUCAACAUCUCAUGGUCAAACUAACAAAAGCACCUCGACAAAACGUAGAUGACAAUCCGGGCAGUCCACUCGUCAACCUCUUCACCACGUAAUACGAAAGCGAACCUUCAAAACUAAACAACGAUACACGAAAAAAAUGAUCGUCCCUCGACAAAAGAGUCGCGGGAAAAAAAAUGUUAACCUUCCCAGUAGAGAAUUGAUAAGCUUGGGAUUAAUUUCUCUAGAUUGUUGUAAAUACGAGUUACGAUCCAAAAGUAAUAGUAAACGACGAUCGAAAGGUUCAGACAAGUGAUAAACACGAGAGAAACUCAAAAACAGAAGAAAAUCAAUCAAUUUGGAGCAAUUGAUUCUUCGCAUAAAGAAUCAAUUGUUUUCAAUUUCUUCAUAAUUAAUUGUUUGAGAUUAGUUUUAAUCUGAUAAAUUUAUUUAAAGGUCUUUAGUUUAUUUAAUAGACUUUCAUUAUUUUUAAUUUUCUUUUAAUUUACUUUUCCAUUUUAACCCUUAUCUGUUUUGAUUGAAUCUCUCUGUAACUUUCAGCUGAUCAAUUCAAAGCUAAUCAAACUACUAAAACUACUACUACAAUUAAUUUAAUGGUUGACGAGUGAGCGAUGCCCAGUAAUUCAUUUACCUCGCACCUCCCGUUCCAUAGGACAUGCCUCCCACCGACGAUACGACAAUGAUGACGACGAAACGAAAAGAAAACGAAAUUCAAACUCAACUUAAUUUUUCCAUUUCAAACAAAUUGACAGAGAAAAGCAACACAACUCAUUGGAUUUGUGGACUGAUUAACUUCCAAUUGUUUCUAUCUAAUCCUUUUAUUAUCCAUUUUUAAUAAUUACCGUUAAUUUAACAAUCGACAGACAAACAAGGAGAUUAUCAGAAAAAAAAGAAAACGUUUUUAGUUGAAACACAAUUUGUUUGUUUGAAAUUGAUGAUGAUGAUGAUAAAUUAACUACUUUUAUCACUUAUUAACUAAAUAGUUAUAUUAUAUAAUAUAACACUAAUUCACUUUUACUAAUCAACUAAACUGUAUAAUCCUCUUUCCAAUAUCUUAAUUAGUUAAUUGUGUGAUCGUAAAUGAUUCUUUCCCUCUUCUAAAAAAGUAAUUUUAUCUUUUCAAUUGUAUUUUUAAUUUGAUUAUUUUCCCUCUUCUCCUCUUACAAUUGUAUAAAUUUGAUUAUAUUUUUGUGCUU